UCUGUAUCGCCGUUAUCUACACUUUGACACACACACAAACUUGGCUAUAUAUAUGCCUAAACACACAAACGAAAAUCAGACCAAUCACUACACAAAUAAACCAUAACUCUCUCUCUCUCAAAACAUUUUAACUUCAAACCAAUUAAUUCUCACCGAUCAUGCCGAUCAGAAACAUCGCCAUCGGCGGAGUCCAAGGAGAAGUGACUCACCCCAGCGCACUUAGGGCGGCACUCGCUGAGUUUAUCUCCACUUUGAUCUUUGUCUUCGCCGGCUCAGGAUCCGGAAUCGCUUUCAACAAGCUCACUGACAAUGGUGCGACCACUCCUUCAGGCCUCGUCGCCGCUGCUUUAGCUCAUGCUUUCGGUCUCUUCGUCGCUGUUUCCGUCGGUGCUAACAUCUCUGGUGGUCACGUUAACCCAGCCGUUACCUUCGGUGCUUUCGUCGGUGGAAACAUCACUCUCCUCCGUGGUAUCCUCUAUUGGAUUGCUCAGCUUCUUGGCUCAGUCGUCGCUUGUCUCCUCCUUAAAUUCGCCACCGGUGGCUUGGCAGUUCCAGCUUUUGGUCUCUCUGCUGGAGUUGAAUCCUUAAACGGUUUCGUCUUCGAGAUCGUGAUGACCUUCGGGCUCGUCUACACCGUCUACGCCACAGCCGUUGACCCCAAGAACGGUAGUCUCGGAACAAUCGCACCAAUCGCCAUAGGUUUCAUCGUUGGAGCUAACAUCCUCGCCGGUGGAGCUUUCAGCGGAGCCUCCAUGAACCCAGCCGUGGCUUUUGGACCAGCCGUCGUGAGCUGGACGUGGACCAACCACUGGAUCUACUGGGCUGGUCCUCUUGUCGGUGGUGGACUCGCUGGACUCAUCUACGAGUUUGUCUUCAUCAACCAAAACGGCCACGAGCAAUUGCCCACCACUGAUUACUGAAGACUGCCAAAACUCAAUAUGAUUUGAUUUGUUUUUAUUUCGCAUCGUAAUGGGGUCGUUGGAUCUUUUUUAGAUGAAUCGUUGUAUGUUGAUUUUAUUGUGUAUUUGGGUUUGUCGUUGGAGUUUUAGUUCCCUGGAAUGCUUUUGUGCAAUUGUAUUGUACGGUACGGUACGGUACUGAUGACUAUGAAUGAUAAAACCAGGGAAUGUGAAUUACCCAAGCUUCUAAUA
Brassica oleracea var. oleracea is the source of this 1151-nucleotide messenger RNA. RefSeq names its product aquaporin TIP1-2. The transcript is spliced from 2 exons. Lineage: Eukaryota; Viridiplantae; Streptophyta; Magnoliopsida; Brassicales; Brassicaceae. Gene Ontology annotation, cellular component: plant-type vacuole membrane. The record is from RefSeq and is a predicted model, not a curated record. Gene Ontology annotation, molecular function: water channel activity. Bases 159 to 920 code for a protein of 253 amino acids. Gene Ontology annotation, biological process: water transport; transmembrane transport.